Messenger RNA from Trichobilharzia szidati, 5409 nucleotides. Lineage: Eukaryota; Metazoa; Platyhelminthes; Trematoda; Strigeidida; Schistosomatidae. The record is from the annotation of a GenBank genome assembly.
AUGUGGUGUACUUAUCACUUUGAAUUGCUUAAUAUUAAAUAUAACUUUCGUCAGAAAAAAUGGAUCCAGGGAUUGAGGAAGUAUAAUUUUGGAUUUAUAAAUAAUCAUACCUUAUGCAUAAAAUGUGGUCCAGCAAUUAAAUUUCAAGAUAUUUUAACCAAUGAAACUCAAAUUAUUGAGUUAUCUACAAAACAUCAAACUGAUUUAUCUAUUCACCCUUUGGGAUCUUAUUAUGCUAUAACAGAAAUAAACAAUGUCAACCCAAGGAUUUAUAUCUAUAAUUAUCCACAUAAUGAGGCAAAGAUUUUAAACGGAGCUGGAAACCUGGAAAUUCAACAGUCAAUUUUCUCAUAUUCUACAUAUUAUGCUGCAGUUUCUGGUGUACCUGAUUUUAUUUUAUCAGUAUGGGAUUUCUGCACAGGAGAUUUAAUUUGUAAAACUAAUUUAAAUGGAUGUCAUUUAACAACAUUCAGUUUUUGUCCAACUGACUGGCGUUAUUUAGUUGGUACAGAUCGUCGUUGUAUUCAUGUCUGGCAAAUUGAAACAUGCGGAGAGAUGAGUUUAAUUCGAUGCAAUUCUUUGAUACUACCAGAACGUUCUGCAAGUCUCGGAAUGUACAGUGGAUUGCAUAGUAGUGCUAUCAGUGGUGAAGACACAACUAGUGCACACUGUGAAACAAGAUUCGACCCUAAACUGACAGAAUCAUCUAUAACAGGUCUUACUGAGAACGGAAAAGAAGAAUUUGAUGAUUAUAUUGAUAAGUCUGUUCGAGUGCAUUGUGUUUCACAAGCUUGGACCAACUCAGAAUUAGUUUUUAUUGGUUGUGAAUCAGGUCAGCUAUUAUUGUUCGAUCCGAUUAGUCACAAUAUGAAGAUCUUACGAAAUCCCUUUUCUCAUUCUAAAACUCAUACAGCUUUCGAUAGUUCACUUGGAAAACCUUUCAGUGAGAGUGAAACGAAUUCAAUAGAUUUUUCAUUGGAUAAAACAGAUGAAAAGAUAAUCAGUUUACCUGUUCGGUGUUUAACUCACUUGUUGUACACAAGGUAUGGUAUAUUAGCCGGUGGUCGUGAUGGUAUACUCCGAUUGAUAACCUUCAAUACUAAUCAUAAGACAACAAGUAAUACCAGUAAAAUAAUAAUUCCUCCUAGUAAAAAUGAAAAUCAAUCUUCUAUGCUAAAUAAUAAUGAGCGUCUGUUGAAUACUGAAAUUGUGCACUGUAUAAAUCUGUAUGAAUUUGAAAAUCCAAUGCAAAAAGGUCAAUUCAGCUGGGCUACAAAUAUUACAAAUUUGUGUGUAACACCAUCAUAUGAAAGAAUUGCAAUUAGCUCUAGACUAGGCCAUUUGAAUGUAUUCACUCUGCAAGAUACACCAGAGUUGUCUACGCUUACUUUGGAUCUGCAAAUAUUUACUAAUCCUGAUCGAUUCAUUGGGAUGGGAUUGUUUAAAGUUGGCAAUAGAACAUAUUGUGUUACUGCAAGAAAUACAGGCAUUAUUAACUGUUGGGAUUGUGAAACAGGUGAAUUAAUUGGUUAUCUGUUUCUUAAUGACCGAUGUCACUGUUUAUCAGUUUCACCUGUGUUGCCUUUGGCUGUAACUGGUAUGAACAGUGGUACAAUUAUGUUUAUUGAUUGUACAAUUCCUACUUCACCUAGAAUUGUCAAAGUAACUCGACUAUAUAGGAAACCGUUAACGCAUAUUUGCUUUGAUCCUAAUGGUGAAUAUUUAACUACGGCAGUUGAUGAUGGACCAAGUAUCGUGAUAUCUGCACUACCUACCAACUCAUUUGAACCAAUAGCUCAUGUGUCAUUCACUGGUAAAAUGAACAGUUUGAGUAUGAUUCGAUCAAAAGAUUCAGAAAUGAUAUUCAUCCUUCUUGCUGUUGGUAACGAAACUGGUAAAGUUGCUGAAGCAGUAUAUCACUAUGAAUUGCCAAGUAACUUUGAGAACGAUCCACAAAAAUAUUUACAAGAUGAUUGCCGAAAACUAAAAGAAGAUGUCAUCAAGCUUUGUAAAUUUCAGUUAGAUCAACCAAAGACUGGUGUUUGCUUUUGGCCAUCUUUUGAAUUGAUUGAGUCGAAUAAUCCACUACUGAUUGCAGCUGAUCCCCUAAAUCAUACACUAGAAUUAUUUAAAAUAACAGAAAAACAAAAGGAAGAAAAUUUAGCUUAUAUCAAACCAUCAUUUGGUUUUACUGUUCUUUGUUCAACACAAAAUAUCAAAUUUGCACGAGAUUUGAGCAAUGAUUUGCUGCUAGCCUAUUCUGUUGAUGGUUCAGUUCAAGUAAUAAGCAUGAAUCCAAAUGUUACACUACUCCAUUGUGUAAAUAUUCAUGAAUGUAAUUCAGGCGGAGUAAUAGCUGCAGAAUUCUACAAGAAUUUAAACACUCUAAUCACAUGUGGCAGUGAUGGUUUACUUACUAAAAUCAAAUUAAAUGGAAAAGAUUCUACAUGCUCCAAGACUUCAACAUCUGCAAACUUAAAGUCAUUAUCUGAACAAUUGACCUCACUGAAAGGAAUGACAGACUAUAAGGUAACAACACUCAGUCGAGCAUCUUCAAAUGUUAACAAUGUUAUCAGUGGUCAAAAUCUACCUACAAUGAUGAUUCGAUCAAGUACAGCUAUGACACUAGAUGAACAACCAAUGUUUACAGAAGAUAUCACUGGAACGGAAUCAGAAAUUUUCUCCAGUUAUAUAGACAAUAUUGAUCCACAUGUCAAUACAUGGAUAGAACAAUGUCAGAUAGAUGUGCAGACUACUGAAGAUCUAGCCUAUAAAGAUACUAAGAUACAUAUUCUUAAUGAAUUAAAUAAUAUAAGGAAAACAGUGAAUGCAAUGGUCGACGAAAAUGAAAAUCUUCCUGAAAUGCAACGCAUUGGUAGACUAGAAUUUGAGUUGGAUUCUGAAGAACAAAGCGCAAUAUUGGAUAAAACGAAAGAAACUGUUGCAAAGUUACGAGAAGAAAUACACUUAAAAGACUUAGGAAAACAAUUUGUCUGGCAGGCUAUUAAACGUGAAUGCUGGGAUGAUAUGUGUGUUAAAGGGAGAUGUUUAAAGGCAUUCAAUUUACCAAUCACAGUAACCAAUUAUCCAUUGAAACAUUUAACAAGCAAUGAUAAACGAUCAUUUGCUACAGUUACAGCUCGAUUGAAGAUAAUCAAAGCUGUAGAAGAAGAAAGAGAAUCACUGUCUGCACAUUUAUUUCAGAGUGUUUUAAUGAAAAAGCCAAGCCCUGAACAAAAGGAAGAAGUAGACGAUGAGGAAGAUGAAGAGAAAUCAAUAAAUCGCAUUCUUGCUGGAAGUACUGCAAAAGAAUUUGGCGGAUCAACUGAGCAAAAUUACAGCCAAAUGGAAUUGUAUACAAGAAUGCAAAAAGUUUAUCAAAUAGUAUUGACUAAAAAAGCAAUUCAUCAAAUGAAAGAAUGUUUCAAUAAAGAAUUUAAUGAAGUUUAUGAAAAGAAAGCAGACCAAUUAGCAUUAAUUCGAAGUAAAUUAAGUAGAAUACGUAAAAUCCACACGGAUCUUCAACAGACCAGUGCACUUAAACAUCUUAUUGAUCCAAAAUUUGACCAAGAUGAAGAACCGGAACAACUGUUGACUGUUACAGAUUCUGAAAUAAAAGUUGAAAAAUACCUGUCACCAGAACAGCUAGCUGAAAUUGAAGCUAGACGAUUAGCUGAAGAAGAAAGACGCAGAAGGGAGAAGUUGGAUAAUUGGCGAGAAAGAGGUUUAGAAGAUAUGAUGGGUGGUGUAUUAGAAAUAAAAAAAGAAGAUCAACUCAAAAAGGAUAUACCUAAACCAGCUUUCUUAUUAACUGGUAAACCAAUAGCUCAUUGGACAGAUGAUGAUAAACGUAUGUAUGCUGAAUACGAGCGUAAAGUGAAAGAGUUGAAUGAAGAAAGAGAAAAAUACAAGAAGUUUUUAGAAGGUGAAUUGAAGAAAAUUUACGGGCAAAUCGAUGAAAUAAAAACAAAAUUUGAUGAACAACUUACUUCUUUAUUUAAUAAAUGGAUUUCUUUUCAAGUAGCUCUUUUACAAGAAGAAUUAAAAGUAUGGAGAUUAAAAUGGAUGCUAAUUACAGAAGAAGAGUUAAUCACUAGAGAAUAUGAACUUAGAGAAUCUAUUGAAGAAUUGAGUAAACAACAAGUACAAAUUACAGAGAAUUUAGAAGCAGCAAAAGCAAUAUUAGAACAAGUUCAAGAAGAACAAGAAAUUCUCUAUGCUGAAGAUAAAAUAAUGGAGAAAAAUCUUCGUAAAGAAUUUUCUGAUAUACAUGGACCAUUGUAUGAAUUUAUUGCAAAAGCUUAUAAAAAGCGUCCAAAGCGUAAUAUUUUAAGUCAUUCAGGAAAACAAACUGAUCGUGGUAAACAUGAAACACGACAUUCUACACUGCAUAACCCGUACAUAGAAAAGAUAUGGCAAUCAUCUCAAUCAAUAAAAUUGAAUAAUUUAGCUGAAGGAGUAGAUGAACUAGAUAAUGAUCCAUCACAUGAACAACAACCUGGAUGUGAUAGUGCAUUAUGGAAUAGGCUAUGCGCAUCACGACGUCGUAAGAUUUACAAAGAAAUGGAAAUUAAAACGUGUGCUCAAAAAUUAAAUGAUAUUACAACCUUUGUUCAUAGACGUGAACAUGAUUUGCACUCAGUGAACACAUUAAUAGAAACAAAAAAUAAGCAAUUAACUGAUCUCAUUGAAGAAUAUCAUCGGAAUCAAACAGACUUAGAAUUACAAUUGCUAGUGAAACAAGGUUUUGUUGAAGUAAACAUUAACCCGACUACACUACUUCAUGAUUAUGAUGAUGCAUUACUUGUACAAAGAGAACAAGUUGAAGAAUUAAAUAAACAGAUUAUCGCUUUGGGUGAAUCAAAAGUUUUGCAUAUGACUAAAAGUAAAGACUUUAAAAGACGAUUUUAUCAUCUUGAAUGGGAAUUACGUGAAAUGUUAAUGCAUUAUGAAGAUUUACAAAAUAAACUAUGUGAUAUAAAAAGAUUUAAAAUAACAAGUGAAAUACAGAAAUAUCUUCAUUCAAACGAUUAUGAUGCUUUGAUUAGCACUCAGAUUGCAAAUACAGAACAUACUAUACAAAUGUUACGAGAAAAUCAUGAGAAAGCAAUGAAUCAGAAGCUUGCUCGUCUUCGACGAUAUGAAGUACAACAAAGUGAAAAACUUAAAAAGGAGAAUGAAAAAGCUAAAAAAGAUAUUGAAGAAUUAAAUAUUGCCUUACACGAAACAAAAUUCAUUCAUGAACAAAGUUACGGAAAAACUGACAAAUCGAGUAGUCCACAUUUUCGGCAUAAAAUGUUAAUUCAAUAUCAAAAUAUUCUCCGUAAAAUAAAAGAACAAUCGAAUGAAUUAAAAGUAUUACGAUCUGAAGUGGCUAUUUUACGUCAGCAUAAAACGAAUGUAUUUUAA